Molecule: messenger RNA, 687 nt
Organism: Calliphora vicina (urban bluebottle blowfly)
Lineage: Eukaryota; Metazoa; Arthropoda; Insecta; Diptera; Calliphoridae
Exons: 1
Coding region: 1-687 (228 amino acids)
Source: RefSeq, a predicted model, not a curated record
AUGGGGGCCACUGCACAAACGUUACAGCAGAAUGUUAAUGAAUUUCUACGGCAGUACAAAAAUGCACCGCAUACCACAACAAAUUUACCACUAGCACAGCUGUUUUUAGGACGACAGCUGCGCACGAGACUCGAUUUAUUACGACCUGAACACUUACCUAUUAAGACAACAGCGAAGCAAUUUCUAAAAAGCUCGCCCAGUUACAGAGUAUUCGACACCGGAUAUAGUGUAUAUUUUCUACCUAACAAUAAGAGAAACGCAUCAUGGGUAAGAGGUACAAUAUUAAACCGAAUUGGGGAUUUACAUUAUGAAAUUCGCUUCGAGGGAAGAAUCAUAAAAAGACACCUUAAUCAAAUCCGGCGUGGUAAUAAGAACAUUGAUGACGUUCCAACUGCUAAGAACCAGUCGGAAUACAGUAAUACCGAUCUAAGUGAAGAUUAUAAUACGAGCGAAGGAGAAACUAAUGCUGAAGCGAAGUUACCUGUUCGAAGUUCCUCGCCCUCCAAUGAACAUUCAUUGCCAUCAAUUGAAGGAGACGAAAUCAGCAACAAUAAUACAUUAUCAAGCAAUAUUACUAAUAAGUUUCCAAACAUCUCCAUCUACCGCAACUCAAGCAGACGUUUCCACCACACAAAAAGCAGCACAACAAGAUGCUAUACAAUUCUAUAUGAUUCUACUUUACUGUGA